Messenger RNA from Scomber scombrus (Atlantic mackerel), 4799 nucleotides. RefSeq names its product arf-GAP with coiled-coil, ANK repeat and PH domain-containing protein 2-like. Lineage: Eukaryota; Metazoa; Chordata; Actinopteri; Scombriformes; Scombridae. Gene Ontology annotation, cellular component: cytoplasm. The transcript is spliced from 24 exons. The coding region runs from base 296 to 2794 and encodes 832 amino acids. The record is from RefSeq and is a predicted model, not a curated record. Gene Ontology annotation, molecular function: GTPase activator activity; protein binding.
UUUCUCUCUCCAACACUGACCGCUGCCUCUCCGAAUAGUUUUUCUUGCGUUUUUUUUUUGCGGCAAAUCUCACAUUGAAACAAUACGGUCGUUUAUGGUCUCAUUCCUGACACUUUUUACUCGUCGCUGCUGUCCUCUCAGGGCUAGCUGGCGGUGACAGAGAGGAGCCAGCUGGUCGGAACAGAGAGGCACAGGAGGAGAGUUAGCAGACGAGCUAAUUAGCCCCAGAGACUCAGCCUGGAUUACUGCCUGUAAUCAAACAGCAAGUCUGCGGGUUUACUCACACUGCGGCAACAUGAAGAUAACUGUGGAAUUCGAGGAAUGCUUGAAGGACUCCCCAAGAUUCAGAGCCACCAUAGAGGAAGUGGAGGGGGAUGUGUGCGAGUUGGAAUCCAAGCUCGACAAAUUGGUGAAGUUGUGUAUUGGGAUGAUUGAUGCAGGAAAAGCCUACAACGCAGCCAACAAGCAGUUUGUUAGUGGGAUCCGGGAGCUAGCCCAGCAGUCCACCAAAGAUGAGGUCAUUGAGUCCAGUCUCACAAAGUUUGCAGAGAGCCUGCAGGAGAUGAUCAACUAUCACACGAUAUUAUUCGAUCAGGCCCAGAGAUCAAUCAAGAUUCAACUUCAAACAUUUGUCAAAGAUGACCUGCGGAAGUUCAAAGAAGCCAAGAAACAAUUUGAUAAAGUGAGCGAGGAAAAGGAGGCUGCGCUGAUCAAGAAUGCCCAGGCUCCCCGCAACAAGCAGCAUGAAGUGGAGGAGGCCACCAACAUCCUCACUGCCACACGCAAAUGUUUCAGACACAUCGUCCUCGACUACGUUUUACAGAUAAAUGUUUUACAAUCCAAGAGAAGAUCGGAAAUCCUGAAAUCUAUGCUGUCCUUCAUGUACGCCCACCUGACAUUCUUCCACCAAGGUUAUGACCUCUUCAGCGAACUGCAGCCUCUCAUGAAGCAGCUUGGGGGACAGUUGGACCAGCUGGUGGUGGAUGCUGCCAAAGAGAAGAGGGACAUGGAGCAGAAACACUCCACCAUCCAGCAAAAGGACUUUUCGAAUGACGACACCAAGCUGGAGUACAAUGUGGAUGCAGACAAUGGCAUCGCCAUGGAGGGUUAUCUGUUUAAGAGGGCCAGCAAUGCCUUUAAGACAUGGAAUAGGCGUUGGUUCUCCAUCCAAAACAAUCAGCUAGUUUACCAGAAGAAAUUUAAGGACAACCCUACAGUGGUGGUAGAAGACCUGAGGCUAUGUACAGUCAAACAUUGUGAGGAUAUAGAGCGUCGCUUCUGUUUCGAGGUGGUGUCACCUACUAAGAGCUGUAUGAUGCAAGCGGACUCAGAGAAGCUGCGACAGGCCUGGAUCAAAGCGGUCCAGAACAGCAUCGCCACCGCCUUCCGUGACAAGGGAGAUGAGGGCGAGAAGCUGGACCGGAAAUCUUCCACAUCAACAGGCAGUUUGGACUCUGGUGGGGAGCCGAAGGAGAAAUCGCUGAAAGGAGAGAGCGCCCUGCAGAAAGUCCUGGCUAUCCCGGGCAACACCUGCUGCUGUGACUGUGGCCAACCAGACCCCCGCUGGGCCAGCAUCAAUCUGGGCAUCACCCUCUGUAUACAGUGCUCUGGUAUUCACAGGAGUCUGGGAGUGCAUUUCUCAAAGGUCCGGUCUUUGACUUUGGAUACAUGGGAACCAGAACUACUUAAGUUGAUGUGCGAACUGGGGAACAAAGAAAUUAACCAGAUUUACGAGGCUCGACGAGAGGAGCUGGGAGCCAGAAAACCACAGCCAGGAGACCCGAGACAUGAGGUCGAGGCCUAUAUUAAAGCUAAGUACGUUGAUCGCCGAUUUGUAAGGCGGCCGUCAGAUGAAGAGCUUCGCACCAAAGUGGUUUCUCUCAGCAAGCAGGAGAAGAGGCUGAGCAGCAGCUCUGAGCAUCUUCCCCCAAGAGCGCCUCCACCUACCCCCAAACUUCGACCUGGUUCAAACGUCUCUGCUGUUGCCAGUGGCUUGGAGGCCCGCCGUGACUCUCUCUUCUGUCCUGACGAGCUUGACUCGCUCUUCUCCUACUUUGACAACUCCUCCAAGCUCAGGAGCAUAAAAAGUGCAGACAGCGGUAUCCAGAACAGCGCUGAUGGGAGCAGGGAGAUGCUGGCCACCACCCCCUCCAAUAACUGCCUGACAGAUGCAGAUGCUGCUGAGACUCCACCCAUGCCCAUGCCUGCCACACUGCCUCCUCCGUCACCCUGUAAGGAGAUGGUCUUCUACGAGCCCAAGGAGUACAGCCCGGGUCUGCAGCUUUAUUGGGCCUCAUGUGCCCGCAGCCUGCCGGACAUGGCUGAGGCACUGGCCCACGGAGCUGAAGUCAACUGGGUCAACACAGAUGACGACAAGAGGACGCCACUUAUCAUGGCGGUGCAAGGGGGUUCGCUGGUCACCUGUGAGUUUCUGCUACAAAAUGCAGCUAAUGUAAACCAGCAGGACGCUCAGGGUCGAGGACCCCUGCACCAUGCCACCAUGCUGGGACACACAGGGCAAGUGUGUUUAUUUUUGAAAAGAGGAGCAAAUCAAAAUGCUGCGGACAUUGAUGAGAAAACACCCCUUGCCAUAGCAGUGGAGGCAGCCAAUGCAGAUAUUGUCACAUUGUUGCGACUGGCCAAGAUGAACGAGGAGAUGCGAGAGGCGGAGGGGCCCUACAGCCAGUCAGGAGAUGAAACCUACCAGGACAUCUUCCAGGACUUCACCCACAUGGCCUCCAACGACCCGGACAAGUUGAACCGCUACCAGCAGUACGACCCGCAGAGACCCUGACACAGCAGAAAUGCCGUCCACUAGCACACAGAGAGACUCAACCUUAGAGAGAGACAGAUAAAUGUCUGCUUCCUCCUGGAAAGAUUUCCACUUCAAAAACAACAGUCAGAAAUCUGCAUUAAAGCUGGUUAGUGCUGCCACAGCUGGACAGCUGUCACCAUAUCUAACACGUCCAAAGCUCCCUUUCAUCAAAAUGUAUCAAACUGACCCGCAGCUGUGAUUACAGCCUCGGUUGAAAAUACAAGCACUUUCCUCGAGUGAAGGGGAACGUCUGUGAACAGAUAGCCUCACUUUUUAAACAUUUUAAAGAACUGCGCUUCUCAGUAGGACCUGUUAGAAUAAGUGAAUGGUACAGUGUUAGAGCCUUUAAAAGGAUUUGCAAAGAUCAAAUGAAAAUUAAACUCGGUCUGAAUGUAGAGCCGCCAUCAAGGCUGCCAGUUAUUUUGAGCGAGCUUAAUCUUUUAUGUCACACUUCCUGACAGAAUAAAAUCUUUUUAAAAAAAUGUUUUAAAAAGAGUGCUGCAACAGAGUUGUAAAGAGAGGUUAGUGCAUGGCAGACCAUUUCAACAUUUUAAAGCUGCCUCUUCAAUAGGAUUCUCUUUAUGAACAUAGGCAAAUGCUACAGGACCUUUUUUAUAUCAAAGUUUUGCUUUAGUGAACUCUCAGCAGUGUAUAAAUGGCAAUAUGCUUUUUCUUAUUUGCACAGAUCUUUUUCCUAAAUCACCACUGAUGUUUACUAGUUUUGAUGGUAAGACGUGUUAAAACAUGUACAGAGAUUUUUGGAAGUAAACAUGUAUUGACACGUCUUUAAUGUUAAAUCGAUAAAUUGUUUUUUUGAUUUUUAAAUGCUAGUUUGUUUUUUUUUCACUGAAUGAUUUUAAUUUUCUACGUGGUCGCAUCUGUACCUGCCGUACAUGUGAGCGAGGUAGUCAGCGUGGCAGUGUCACCUUGCUUGUGAUUGUGUAGAAAUAAAAUAGUUUCAGUCUCAUCUCAGUAUGAGAUGAACAAGUCAUGAAGAGGAGCUAAUGAACUGUGCAACAGUAUGAACCUUCUAGAGUAUAAGCAGUGAUUUUAUUCCCACUGAUUUUAGAAAUACGGGUCAGUAACUUCCUUUUAAUUUCCUAGGAAAUUUCCUGUCUCAUUUUUAAUUAAUUUCUUAUUAAUUACAGGGAAUACAUGAUUUUCCUUGACAGAAUGGCUCCAUUUAGGCCCAAAUAAAUACUCUUUUUUUUCAUUAAUUUGCUACUGGAAACUUUAUUCUCCAUUUAUAUUAAACUGUAUUCUUGUCUGUAGACAUUUUGCAUAUUUUGCAUAUUCAGCUGACCUGCUCUGCACUGAAGAAAAGACUCUACUGGAGGUUACGUAGGCAAUUAAUUAGAAGUUUACCAAUUGAACACAGUCUUUAAUUCUCGCUAAUUAUUACCACAUUUCAUAAUCUCUUUUGGCAAAUUUCUUAAGAAAACUACAGUGAAAGUAAAAGGAAAUUAUGCACCUGUAAAAUGAAGUCUUACCUAAAAACUAAACAGUUUUUUGUCAAAGGUUUAUGUAUCAAGUUGUUAGAGAGUCAGUUUCACCUACAGAGUGAUACUGUGUGACACUUAGAAGUCUUAGAAAUAAGUUCUGCAAAUUUCACACUAGAAUUUUUCUAUACUGGACUGUAGUUUCUGUGAUUUUUUUUUUUUUUGUUCCUGGAAACUGUAAAAACUUCUCUUGGACAUUUACAGUAAAUAACAUGAUAUGAAUGAAUACAGCGCAGAGGAAACCGUUGGCCAACACAACAUGGGAUACAAUUCUUGUACAUUUUGUACAGAUGCUUUUGAAAUUCUUUUGAGAAUUGAAGUAUGAAGUUAGUGGUACUUGAAUCAUUAAAUAGCUUUUGUACAUUGCUGUUCUUUGUAUCCUUUGGUAAUUUUAGCCCAUUUUAUAAUGCAUUUCUGUAUACCAAUAUACAUGUACUGUAUAUUAUACCUGUAAUAUGUACGGACUUCAAUACAUAUGGACUGAG